Messenger RNA from Impatiens glandulifera, 1184 nucleotides. RefSeq names its product F-box/kelch-repeat protein At1g80440-like. Gene Ontology annotation, molecular function: protein binding. Bases 11 to 1108 code for a protein of 365 amino acids. NCBI's taxonomy places the organism in Eukaryota, Viridiplantae, Streptophyta, Magnoliopsida, Ericales, Balsaminaceae. The record is from RefSeq and is a predicted model, not a curated record. Gene Ontology annotation, biological process: regulation of phenylpropanoid metabolic process; negative regulation of cytokinin-activated signaling pathway. The transcript has a single exon.
AUUAAUUAACAUGAGGACAAUAAUCAAGGAGCUAAUUCCCGGUCUACCCAAUGAACUGGCCGUCGAAUGCCUGAUGCGAAUUCCGGCCGACGGAUUUGCUGUUUCUUCAACAGUUUGCAAAGCUUGGAAAGCUGAAAUCGAGAAGCCGGAGUUUCGCCGGAGAAGGAAAGUUGCCGGCUUGUCACGGUGUCUUUUAGUUCUAGUGCAGGCAUGGGUCGACCCAAGUUUGAAUCCGGGAUCCACCAAGCUAUGGGGCUCGGCCCCUAUUUACCGCUUAACUCUUUGUGAUCCAGAAUCCGGUGGUAACUGGUCGGAUCUUCCUCCUUUGCCGUGGUUUCCGGCGGGUUUACCCAUGUUCUGUCAGGUUAUAGGUGUCGGGUCGGAUCUUGUAGUACUGGGGGGAUGUGAUCCGGAAACAUGGCAGGUUUAUAAUUCUGUUUUUAUAUAUAAUUUGGUCUCCGGCGAAUGGCGGUGCGGAUCCGACAUGCCAGGUCAGCAGAGAUUGUUCUUUGCUGUCGCGUCUGAUUCGGAGCGGAUGAUCUACGUGGCAGGCGGACACGACGAGGAAAAGAACGCAUUGAAAUCUGCCCUUGCGUAUGACGUGGCGAAUGAUAAGUGGGAAAUGUUACCUGACAUGGCGAGGGAGCGAGAAGAAGGUAAAGGCAUAUUCCUACGUGGCAAAUUCCAGGUCAUCGGUGGUUAUAUAACAAACAAACAAGGUGAGUUCGAGUCAGACUCGGAAUCAUUCGACGUGGCAACUCAGAAAUGGGAUUCUGUUCGUAAAGAUUUCUUAGAAUCUGCCAGCUGUCCUAGUAAUUGCGUGGUGGACGGUGGGGAUGACAAUGACAUGGUUUACAUGUGUAAGAACGGAGAGGUGACGUGUCUAGAGGGUUCCAGCUGGGUGGUGCGUGAUAGGGUGCCGGAUGACGUGGCAAGGGUUGCUUAUGUGACAGCGUGGCAGGGGAAGUUAUUUGUGAUUGGCUCGGCGGAAGAGAAUGGCCCACAUAAUGCUUAUCAAAUGGAUAUUAAGAGUCUGACGUGGACAAAGAUUGAGGCUCCUGGAUUUUACAAGGGUCAUGUUCAGUCUGGCUGCUGUUUGCUAAUCUGAUCUGUAUUCAUAUUAUUCAGAUUUACUUUUUUGAAAAUUAGUAGUUUUCAAAUUAUUAUUAGUUUAAAAUAUCUUG